Molecule: messenger RNA, 3319 nt
Organism: Amphiprion ocellaris (clown anemonefish)
Lineage: Eukaryota; Metazoa; Chordata; Actinopteri; Pomacentridae
Product: E3 ubiquitin/ISG15 ligase TRIM25-like
Exons: 6
Coding region: 831-2519 (562 amino acids)
Molecular function (GO): protein binding; zinc ion binding
Source: RefSeq, a predicted model, not a curated record
CAUUAUGACCUCUGCAGCUGUAGUCACAGGAUUAUAUGCCUCUUAAUUCUUUCAUUUUCACAAUUAAUUCAAUAACCCCCCCCGAAAAAGGAUAUGCAUUACAUCACAACAUUUUAUCAACGACAAAUAUUAUCAACAGCCGCACUCUGUUUCGCAUUAGCCUAUGUUUAAGGUAAUAAUACAGGCUCGUUUCAAAGAAAAGUGAGACAAUACAACACAGAUAUAUCAAAAUAUAUCAUAAGAGACAAUCAUUUAUAUAUAUAGACAUAAAAAUAUUGAAAACAUUUAAUACAUACAUCACAAUGUUCAAUAUUUGCAUAACAAUAGAAACAUAAAUUGGAAACUGCUAACAAGUGCUGCAGUAAAACAUAAUCUUACUAUUUGCACAUGACUUACCUUUAAAACACUUUCUUGACAAAAUAUUCUUUACUCAGUGGUUAUUUAAUUUAUCAUACAAGUUCUUAACAUUCUCCAUUUGUUGAUGAAGAUCUUGAGAUGCAGUUAAAAGCUUCUGAAAAAGCUAGCAAAUUAACAUUAUUUUCUCAUCUCUUUGCUCCCAAAGUCAAACUAAACUAAAUUAAUUUUGUUCAAUUCAAUUUUAAUUGCUUCUUCAUUUUGGACAAAAAUGAUUGGUAAUCUAAUUACCAAUUGUGCAUGGUCUACUGAGAGUCAAUGGUUUGAAACAGCAACUGGAAAAUAUCAACACAUCUUUAGUAAUGUGACACUAAGGCACAUGAGUGGUGUGUACAUGCCAAGAGAGGCCUGUGAAAUAUUAAUGAGCAGGAAGGCCAGAAGCACGCUGGGCUGCAAUAACAGGUGCAAGCAGAGCGAUGGGGACUGUUGAGGAAACUCUGAAGUGUCCCGUCUGCCAGGAUUUCUUCACUGAGCCUGUUACACUCCAAUGCGGACAUGACUUCUGUCUCACCUGCAUCCAGGCUGUCUGGGAAACAGAUGUGUCCAGUGAGGGUCCUUUCUUCUGUCCAGAGUGUCAGAUAUUUCUGCCCUCCGGCCUGACGCUGAAGAUAAAUACCAGCCUUCAGACCAAAGUAAAGGACUUCACCGGUAGCAGGCCAUCUGCAGCAGAGCCACAGACAGCAGCUUCAGCUGAAUCAUCUUCAGCUGUCCACUGUGACCACUGCAUAGAGAUGCCAUCGGUCGCCAUAAAGACCUGUCUGACUUGUGAUGCCUCACUGUGCCAGGCUCACGCCCUCCUGCACCAGCAGAGAUCUGCUCUGAGGGAGCACACAGUGGUGGAGGUGACCAGAGAUCCACUGUCUCUGAAGUGCAGGGAGCACCGUGAUGAGCUUAAGCUCUUCUGCAUGGAGGAAAGAGUCCCUGUGUGCUGCUUAUGUGUCCUGGUUGGCCUGCACAAGCACCACAAAGCACUUCAGCUGCCUGAGGCUAGUGCAGACUUCAAGAAAAUGUUGGAGACCACCAUGAGCCACCUACUGAAGAGGAGAAGUGAAGCAGAACAUGCCAUCAAGGACUUGGAGUCACUGUAUACACAAACAGUGAAAUCUGCUGCAGACUUCAGGGAGAGAAUCUCAGAUAAGUACAGCAGAAUCCGUGUGGUGCUGGACGGUGAUGAGCGUCUGAUGAUGCAGAUCAUAGAUGCUGAGGAGACAUACAUGACAGAGUGGCUGGAGGCACAGAGGGGAAUAAUGGAAGCACACAUCAAAGAGAUAGACACUUUUAGAGCCUCAAGAAAAUCCCUCCUCCAGGAAACAAAUGAUCUGCAAUUCCUACAGCAAAUCACAUCACAGAACCUUUGUGAUCCUUUGGAUUUCGCACCAAUCCAGGAAGUAAACAGGGAUCUGUGUGACCCCGAGAAGCUGAGGACAGUAGAGAGACUAGUGGAUGACCUCUCAGUGGCUCUGUCCCAACACUUUCCACGAAUGUGGUCAUAUCUAAGUUCUCCUGCUUUAGACUCCAAAACAGCCCAUCCAAAACUGGAAAUAUCCCAGGACAGAAAACAGGUGCAGUGGAGACGGCAGCCUGUUGGUGAAAGACUGAACCACCAACCUUAUGACUCCCAGUACAGUGUUCUGGCUCAGGAGAGUUUUAAGAAAGGCCAGCACUACUGGGAGGUCAUUGUCCAGGACAAACCCUUCUGGAUGAUAGGUGUGACCACAGGGUCCAUCGAUAAAAAAAACAGUCCAAGUCAGAAUUCCUCCAGCCUGGGUGUGAACAACACAUCUUGGUGCCUCUACCACGGAGAUGGACGGUACCUGGCCUGUCAUGACACUCAGGAGAAGCAGCUGUCUGCUGCAAAGAGAGUCAAAAAGCUGGGCAUACUGGCCAACCUCCAGAAGGGGGAGCUGUCAUUCUACGAUGCUGACGCUUUUACUCUGCUUCACUCUUUCUAUGUGCAGUGUGCAGAGCCUCUUUACCCCAUGUUUAACCCUUGCAUUGACAUGAAUGGAGUGAAUUGGCAGCCUCUUACCUUGUUUUGGAUCAAGGACCCUUGGGAUUGGCAUGGAGACACAGAUGGGGAUAAAAGUGAAGAAACCCUUGAAUGACUGUUGUGAACAUGAAAUCAGUAAUUAUUCUGUUUUUGCUCAUGUAAAAUUACACGGUGGAAAUGUCCAACAUGCUGUAGAAGAUGUGUGUGUGUAAAAAUGACAUGACUAUCAUCAGUUUCACUGCCUUCUCCCUUGUCCCAGGUAAAACUCAAACCAUGAUCAGGGAAUAUAGUGUACCUUCGUCUGUAUAUUGGGAAGUUACUGCAUAGACUAGAUUGGACAAUUUAUCUUCUGGUUACUAGUGGGAAAGGAGAGCACAAUUUAAAUACUGUGUUAUGUAAUGUAAUAAUAUCACUAUAUUAUUGUGAUUUUAAAAUCCAGAUUGUUGUAGAAAGCUAUGAAGUAAGAAAAUAAUAUCUGAGAAUACAUAUUGUAACUUUUUAGAUGUCUAUCAGUGUCUACAGAUGUACAGUAAAUAUUUUAUUAGGUGGUAUCAGAUGCCCAGCACUUUUGUUCUUUGGCAAAGUCUGUGUAUUUGCAGCUUAGCAGCUCUCGAGUUUGACUCGAUGUAGUUCAGGAAGUAAAUGACCUGGGUGUAAACUACUGGCCUGCUCUUUGUGCAAACGUCCCCUCAGCUCACCGGACCAUUGAGAACAUGCGUGCCUUCAGUCUCACAUGUCAGUAGCCUACAGAGCUAUUGCCCUGCAGCAAACAAUACAGCCAGUGAGAUCAAAUAACAUGGCACUAUACUCCUGCAGAAGGGCAGGUCACAAGACUUAGCUCUGUGAUUUGCAGUUAUUCAUCCAACGUGGUUUUUGAAGGCCCGUAUUCACAAGUCAGGAAAUGAACAGGAACAU